AUGAGUACAUCAUCGGCAUCACCAGCAAAACCAGCUGCGGCAGCGCAACACUUUGUCUUUGGUCUUGGAUCGGGAGUGGCAUCUGCUGUUUUGCUGCAGCCGCUGGACCUCCUAAAGACACGAACACAGCAAUCCGGGCGUCCCUCGCUGCUCAUUGGCAUUUGGCGAGAGCUCACACAGUCACCACAGCCGAUUCGAGCCCUUUGGAGAGGGACACUGCCUUCCUCUCUUCGCACGGGGUUUGGGUCAGCUUUGUACUUUACAUCACUCAAUUCCCUUCGCCAGUUCCUUCAAAAGUCCAAUGCCUUCAGCCAGAAGAUUCAUGCGCGCAGCUCUUCGUCCAGCUUGCCUACGCUGACGCCAACGGCAAACAUGGUUUCAGGAGCAGUGGCACGCACAUGGGCGGGCUUUGCCAUGAUGCCUUUGACAGUCAUCAAGGUCCGUUUCGAAUCUAGCCUCUAUUCCUACCCAACCAUGUGGGCUGCUGUGAAAGACAUUCAUCGCCAGGGAGGACUCAGAGGCUUCUUCGCCGGCUUCGGUGCGACUGCAAUCCGGGAUGGUCCUUACGCAGGCAUGUACGUGACCAUCUACGAGGUGUUGAAGAGGAGGCUCUCAUCCUUUGCGUCCCGCAACGCUUCCUCGGCCGAGGGAACAAAGAGCAUGACCUCCUCCAUGGCCAGCUCGGUGAACUUUGCGUCGGCGAUUCUGGCAGGGACAACCUGCUCAGCAAUAUCAAACCCGAUAGACGUCUGCAAGACGCGCAUCCAGCUGCAGCCUGAACGAUAUCGGAAUUUACUCCAUGCCGGUUACAGGAUGGUGGUGGAAGAGGGUUUCCGGUCGCAGUGGCGUGGCCUGGGCCUGAGGAUGAGCCGAAAAGCAUUGAGCUCGGCGCUCUCGUGGACAAUAUACGAAGAACUCAUACGGAGGUAUACUAGCAGUUAUGGCACAAGGCAAAGUCUCAAAUCAGUGUAA
Trichoderma harzianum CBS 226.95 is the source of this 972-nucleotide messenger RNA. RefSeq lists its product as hypothetical. Gene Ontology annotation, cellular component: mitochondrial inner membrane; mitochondrion. Gene Ontology annotation, biological process: glycine import into mitochondrion. The transcript is spliced from 2 exons. Lineage: Eukaryota; Fungi; Ascomycota; Sordariomycetes; Hypocreales; Hypocreaceae. The record is from RefSeq and is a predicted model, not a curated record. Gene Ontology annotation, molecular function: glycine transmembrane transporter activity. The coding region runs from base 1 to 972 and encodes 323 amino acids.